GAUGAUGUUUCACUGAAUGGAUAUAAAAAAUAUUUGAUAUCACAGUCCUCCCCUGCGCCUCUGACUGCAGCAGAAGAGGAACUUCGACAAAUUAAGAUUAAUGAGGUACAGACAGACGUUGGUGUAGAUACCAAGCAUCAAACAUUGCAAGGAGUAGCAUUCCCCAUUGCUAAAGAAGCUAUUCAGGCUUUGGAGAAAUUGAAAAAUAAGAAACUGAAUUAUGUACAACUGCAAAUUGAUAUGAAAAAUGAAACAAUUAUUUUGGCCAACACACUUCAUACUGAACUUAAGGACUUGCCAAAAAGAAUUCCAAAGGAUGCUGCGCGUUACCACUUUUUCCUGUAUAAGCAUGCCCAUGAAGGAGACUAUUUGGAAUCCAUAGUUUUCAUCUACUCCAUGCCAGGCUAUACCUGUAGUAUACGAGAACGAAUGCUCUACUCUAGUUGCAAAAGUCCACUGUUGGAAAUUGUAGAAACACAGCUGUGGAUGCAGAUAAUUAGAAAGAUUGAAAUAGAUAAUGGUGAUGAGUUAACUGCUGACUUUCUUUAUGAAGAGGUUCAUCCAAAACAACAUGCUCACAAACAAAGUUUUGCUAAACCAAAAGGUCCUGCGGGGAAGAGGGGAAUACGAAGACUGAUUAGAGGUCCAGCAGAGACUGAAACACCUAGUGAUUAGAAACUGUUGUUUGCAUUUGUUAUAAAGCAUUACAGUAAGAAAUGAAAUUCUGGCUUUUGGUAACAAACUGAAAUCAUUCCAUUCAUAGAUGCUAGGAAGAAAAAAAAGCUCUUUUUACCCUUCUGACCUCAACACUUUUUAUAUUGUUACAUGAUUAUAUUUCUGUUGACCAUGUUUCAUGACACGUGGAAGAGCUAAUUAUUUUAAAGCUGGAAGAGGACAACUAAACUUGUACCUUUAUUUUAAAUUAGAAUCCA
Messenger RNA from Pterocles gutturalis (yellow-throated sandgrouse), 932 nucleotides. RefSeq names its product twinfilin actin-binding protein 1 (gene TWF1). The transcript has 5 exons. The record is from RefSeq and is a predicted model, not a curated record. Gene Ontology annotation, biological process: barbed-end actin filament capping; positive regulation of neuron projection development; regulation of lamellipodium assembly. NCBI's taxonomy places the organism in Eukaryota, Metazoa, Chordata, Aves, Pterocliformes, Pteroclidae. Gene Ontology annotation, molecular function: actin filament binding; actin monomer binding. Gene Ontology annotation, cellular component: cytoplasm; actin filament; myofibril. The annotation marks the transcript as partial.